Molecule: messenger RNA, 3514 nt
Organism: Capsicum annuum
Lineage: Eukaryota; Viridiplantae; Streptophyta; Magnoliopsida; Solanales; Solanaceae
Exons: 4
Coding region: 1043-1588 (181 amino acids)
Source: RefSeq, a predicted model, not a curated record
CUAUUAAAAAAAGUUGGUCUUUACAUUUUUCACCAUUGACAAUACUUGUAGCAUGCAUAGGAGUACGAAGAGAGAUAUUUAAUCAUUUGAUGGCCAUCCAAUACGUAUCAUACAUUGCCCUAGAAAAAUUCCAUGUAUUUGAAAACGUGAAAGGAGAGUCACAAUUAGUUGAAACUGAAGGAAAGGAUAAUCGAGGACUAAUCAGAGACAGCAAAUUAAGGUGCAUAUAUACAUUGGAAUGGGUUUUGUAAUUCUACUUUAAUUUGUUUCUAGUAUUAUAAAUACAUAUUUUUGGUAAGAAAAAUUAUUUCACUUUAUAAAUAAAAUAUGUUCCUAUGUUACCCAUAAUUAAAUCACAAUAGUAUUGUGUUCAAUUAGGGGUUGUGGUAUAGGGUACAAAUGGACGAUCAAUCCAUACGGGAAAACGCAGCACCGGAUUGGGAGUGUGUAUACUCGUUCGAAGAGAAAGGCUGAAAACACUAGUUGACGGAGAUGCAGAGUGGGAAAAAAGGCAUCGAUUGUGGGAAAUAGAAAACGGUUUAGUACCAACAGCGGAGGAGGGCUCGCCCAAGGAGAAAGUGUAUUCAUACGAAGAGAAGAGGCUAAAAACACUUGUAGACGGUGAUGGAGAGUGGGUGAAAAAGCAUCAUUUGUGGGAAAUACAAACGGUUUAGUGCCAUUAGCGGAGGACGUUUCACCCGAGGAAAAAGUGUACUCAUACGAGGAGAAGAGGCUGAAAACACUUGUUGAUGGAGAUGCAGAGUGGGAGACAAAGCAUCAUUUGUGGGAAAUACAAAACGGUUUAGUACCAAUAUAUGAUGAGGUGUUCACACCCGAGGAAAGAGAACUGGAAGAAAAGAGGAAGAGGAAAAGAGAAAUUCUAUCGGCAUUGGAAUUGCAGUCACAAGAGGAGGUUCAGAAGACACAAGAAGAGGCAUUCUAUAAGAGGUUACGAGAGCUCCAUAUUAAACCUCUAACGGAGGAGGAGAAAGAACUAAAACAGUCAUACUUGAACGAUCUGGAAAAAGUACGCCUCGGUAAGAUGAAAAUUGAGCACUUUUUUCUUUUUGGACCAGGAUGGGAUCUUGCAUAUUACGACAUUCCUGAUGGGAAAUUUCCUUCGCCGCGAAGAGCUCCUUCGGUGCCAACAGCUUUUCUGACCCCUGAGUUCUGGAAACAGCUUUACGAAUAUGUUAGACAACCUAGUGCAAGUAUUACCCAAACAACAGGAUCUAGCACUCCUGUGAGCUCAAACAUUGCAACAGAAAAAAGAUGCCGCAUGAAUCUGUAUGCGACACCCUAUUGCAAGUGUGACCCAAACUGCCGUGAACACUACGAUGCCUUUGAGGAGGAACAACACCCAGAAAUUGCCCAAAUUUCUAACGCAUAUGUCCGUCAGUGUCGCCAAACUCAUUGUUUUGACAUUGAUGACUAUAUCGAUGGGACAAUACAUCCAUUAGGACCAUUUAAGGAAAUACGCAGAGGCAUGGCUGAAAUUAUAAUGGAAUUGGCAAACCGUGCUAUCCAGGAGUAUAACGAGAAAGAGAGCAAUGAUUUCAAGUACAGAGUAUUGAAGAUUGACAAGUGAAUUGUUCUGUGGAAAUGUAUUAUACGUAUUGGAUGACCGCCAUAGUAUCUAAUCUCACUCUUGUUACUCCUAUUGAAACUUUUCAAAUCCAUGCUGCUUUUAGUCUCGUCAAUGAUGAUAGUAAGGUCUAUUGUUGCAGGCCUAAAGAAGAGCCUAUUAUUGGUUUGCCUAGCUGUGAGUUUUGCUUUGGCCUGCUGCCAGAAGGGCGUGUCACGGGAGGACAGGGACCGUAGUUAUUUAAAUUUCUACCAUUUGAGAUUUCACUAUUAUUGUUGAAGGUACUUGUUAUAGUUGGUCUUGGUUGGGAUUGUCUCCAUCUUUUGUAAAUUAAGUGCUUUAGUUUGGGUAUUCCAUUGUAACCUGUUUUAGGCUAAAAUUUAAGUGAUUGUAAGAUUCUUCACGGUUAUUUCUGGGUUGGUUUAGGCAAAUAUCAAGAACAAACCCUUAAAAUCGCCUCCACUUCAUCCAAAAGAAAAUUAGUUCAUGGCAUACUAAAAUAUAUGUUGAUUUUAGGUAUUAGAGUGAUCUGCUAAAUUAACUCUUAGCUUAACGCUUUUUCCCCAUCUGAAACGAUACUAAGAAGAGAAGGGAAUGCAUUGGAGUGGUGAACAAGAUAACUACUUUUUGUCUGGUAUGCUACCCAAAAGAGUCCAACAUAGGUGAAAGAUAUGCACGUAGACUGUAUGCCGAAGCAAUAAGACUUGUUAUGACUUGGCAUCCUUCAGUACUCCACCUUUCUCAAGUUCAUGCACAAGGUCUUUCAAUGCUGGAAGCUUUAUGGCAAGAUUUUGUUGUCCUUGCAAGAGCAAGCAAUGUUUAGAGCCUCUGGGAGCUGUGUGAUUAACUCUUUCAUCUCAUCCAAGAUCAUAUUUUCAAGAACAGUUGGUCUGGGAACAACUCGAACAAUCUCACCCUCUUUAGGCUCUUGAACUCGUGCAUCAACUUUGGAGACCAGUUCAGAGUUUGAGUCAGCUCCACAUUAAUUUGAUGAUAAAUGGUACCUGUGUUGAACUAAAGAACACUCCACCGUGCCACAUCAGUUUCACCCCCUAAACCCCACAUCACCAGGAUGCCGAGAGGCAUGUACAGAGUCAUGAAAACGGCCAUCCUCUUCACGAAUCCACUGUGUCAAAAUGUUAGCAAGAUAAAACACAUUAGUUGAAAGCAGAAAGAGUAUCCUAGUUGAAUGACCAUCUCAUAUAUGAAUGGAACCAGAAAUAUAUCUGCAAAUAGUGUUUUGUAAAUCUCUUUUCUGGAGCUGACAGUAAACAGUCUCUCUAUCUCGCAAAAGUAGGGAUUAGGUUACACGAUCCCACUUUGUGAGACUACACUGGGUAUGUACACUGGGUAUGUUGAUCAAAAGUAGGGACUCCACAGUCGCUACCCUUUGGGUGCGACAGGGUGAACCCCACUCAUGUGCAAUAGCUCGCAAACCACACUAGGCUUUCGACAAGCUCAACCGAGAAGGCCAACCCCCUGUUGUCGCAGGCGAGGAGUUUCGAAUUAGAGGAGCCACCUCGAAGGAUAAUUCUAAGUAUUUUCUCUUAAGAAAUAUAAUUGUAUCACAUUUCAUUUUAUUAUGACAGGCAGCAUUAGACAUUAGCACGGUAAAGAUCACAAAACUAGGCAGCAUUAGACAUUAUAAGUGGUGAAAGUUCUCGUUGGGCAAAUUAAUUAAUGGAGUAAUCUGUAAGAAUGUAACUCCAGUGCAGAAGAGAAUAAGAAAAUUCCUUAACAUAUGCAAUCAUGCAAAAAAAAAAAAAAGAAAUUCCCAGAAUAGCAGGAGAUAAAGCAGUCAUGGAAAGCUAAUACUCAUCUUAGCCAGCAUUCACUAAUAGUAAAGAUAUUACAAGAAAAAAUUUAGCUUUCAGUGCACACUAAAGGACCGUCGACAUUUGCACCUCCUCCACCUCAGCCCACCGAAAA